Plutella xylostella (diamondback moth) is the source of this 1811-nucleotide messenger RNA. Its product is annotated as ovoinhibitor. Gene Ontology annotation, molecular function: protein binding. The record is from RefSeq and is a predicted model, not a curated record. NCBI's taxonomy places the organism in Eukaryota, Metazoa, Arthropoda, Insecta, Lepidoptera, Plutellidae.
AAGUUGUCUUAGUCAUCACUAAACUUAAGACAGUCACACAGUCGGUAGUGUUACUUGCAAAAAGACGUCGGUUUAACUUAGGUAUCUACGUUCUUGAGAAGAUUACACGGCGGAUAUGAUUCGCCAAUUAGCGUUGACCGCCCUGCUGGCGGCCGCCGCGAGGUCCGCGCCCACCCUCUGCGAGAUCUGUCCCGCCGAGAAGGCCCCGGUCUGUGGCUCCGACCAGGUCACAUACUACAACGGAUGCGUCCUCAAAUACUGCCAAAAUAAUCCAAGCGUCGUCGUCCUACAUCAAGGUUACUGCGCAGGAUCAACAAACCCGGAUCCAUGUUUAUGCCCAGAAAAAUACCAACCAAUUUGCGGCACAGAUGGAAAUACUUAUGGCAAUGAGUGCAAGCUGAGAUGCCAAAAAAGCAGAGUGCGCGUGGAGAAGGCUUACGACGGAUGGUGCGGCAGCCAACACCCGCAAGUGCAAGUGGCCGAACCAAAUGGAGUUCAAGUGGCCGACGCAAAUGGGGUCCAAGUGGCCGACGCGAAUGGGGUCCAAGUAGCCGACGCGAAUGGGGUUCAAGUAGCCGAAAACUCCGACCCUUGCACGUGCACUAGAAGCUACAAACCAGUUUGCGGGUCCAAUGGAGAGACUUAUAACAAUGAAUGUUUGUUGAACUGUGUCGCCGCUACAGACGCCCAAACGAGUUCACCUGUGGCUAAAAUCUACGACGGUCCCUGCGGCAGCCCAAGCUCACAAGUACAAGUGGCUAACUCGAAUGGGGUCCAAGUGGUCGACGCGAAUGGCGUUCAAGUAGCCGAAAACUCCGACCCAUGCACGUGCACUAGAAACUUCAAACCAGUUUGCGGAUCCAAUGGCGAGACUUAUAACAAUGAAUGUUUGUUGAACUGUGUCGCCGCUACAGAAGCUAUGGCGAGAUCGCCUGUGGCUAAAGUCCACGAUGGCCCCUGCCUCCCAGCCGGAGAGCAAGUAAUAGUGGCCGACGCGAAUGGGGUCCAAGUGGCCGAAAACUCCGACCCUUGCACGUGCACUAGAAGCUACAAACCAGUUUGCGGAUCCAAUGGCGAAACUUAUAACAAUGAAUGUUUGUUGAACUGUGUCGCCGCUACAGACAUGACGGCUAGUUCACCUGUGGCUAAAAUCCACGACGGCCCUUGUCCCCCAGCCGGCUCGCAUGUGAUAGUGGCCGACGCGAAUGGGGUCCAAGUGGCCGAAAAUUCGGCUGACCCUUGCACCUGCACUAGGGCUUACAAGCCCGUCUGUGGGACCAACGGGGAGACUUACAACAACGAAUGUCUACUAAACUGUGUAGCUUCGACUUCUUCAGGCGUUGCGUUGAAGCAUGUGGGGGCUUGUGGUUCAGAUCAUGUGGCUCCCAGCAAUAAGUGUGACUGUGGAAGGGAUUUGGAGCCGGUGUGUGGUAGUAAUGGAGUGUUGUACAAUAACAAAUGUCUGUUUGAUUGCGCUUUAACUUGGAACACCGGCAUGACGAUAGUUCACCCCUCACGUUGCGGCCCCCCUCCGCCAUGUUGCAAACCGUAAGAUUGUAGGUAUUUGAGGAAUAAUAAUUUAAUUACGUACUUAAUUCUAUUUUAUUCAAUUUUGUGGCAGUAAGCACUUUUCUCAUGAGAUCAAAAUAGUGACGACAUGUAAAUUAAAACAUAAAUACCUAUGUAGUUAGGUGUAUAAUCUACUAGUAGUUAUCCUGUAUUGAAUUGACUAUUACCUAAGCAAUAAUAGGUACUAACGUAACUACUUUUAAAAUGUUUUAUAUUUUACAAUAAAAUAUAUGCAUGCCGAA